AUGUUUGGCAAUCCGAUUCAAGCGUCCAACUGCGAGACCUGGUCGGAAUGGGGUCCGUGUGUUUGGCUCAAAGGCAAAGAGAAACGCUGGCAGCGCACCUAUUUCGAGCAGCUUCUGCCCGGUCGAAAGGGUUGCCGAAAUCACGUGUUUUUCCGUUUGCUUAAAGACCGUUGGGGAGUGGCUUUCAACAAUUUCUACAACUAUCUCCGAGAAACCACACAAACCGAAGAGCAAUGCGGCGAGUGCUCAUAUCAGCAAAGUUGUGGAAGAAAGUGCCAUAGAAGGGGCGACAUUGGCAUUAUCAACCCACUAUUUGUCGCAGAGCGAAAAUGCAUGGGAGUCGAUCAGAGCAACGCGUGCGUUUCAACGUUCACAAAUGAUUGCAAAUUGUGGCCAAAUCCAGCGAUCGCUCUUCCAAACGUCACCGAAUCAAUGCAUCAGAUCAUAGACAACUUGGAUUACUUGCAGUGUGUCCCGGAACAUAGGCCAUCAGGAUCAGUGUGUCGCUGCUGCUGUCAUCCGUACACGCCGAACCCUCAGACAUUCAAAUGCGAGCUCAAACCGUACUUGAGCCAAGGAUAA
Caenorhabditis bovis is the source of this 582-nucleotide messenger RNA. The record is from the annotation of a GenBank genome assembly. Lineage: Eukaryota; Metazoa; Nematoda; Chromadorea; Rhabditida; Rhabditidae.